Messenger RNA from Caretta caretta (loggerhead turtle), 5015 nucleotides. It is a transcript of the gene MIMS2, whose product is annotated as family with sequence similarity 210 member B. The record is from RefSeq and is a predicted model, not a curated record. Gene Ontology annotation, cellular component: mitochondrion. NCBI's taxonomy places the organism in Eukaryota, Metazoa, Chordata, Testudines, Cheloniidae.
UCCGGGGAGGAGGCUGCUCCAAACGGGGCUGCCGGCCUGCUCGCUAGGCGGGGGCGCUGUCUCUUUAAGGAGGAGGGUGCCUGGAUUGGAGCGGGGGUGGCUCUUUUAGUCUCUGCGGGCCUGGGCUGCUUCCCGUGCCGGGCUCGCGGGCCAAGGGGCCCUGUUGCAGCAAUGCCCUGGCUGGCGCACCUGGGCCCUCCGGCGGCUCACCGCUCGCUGGGCUCUGGGGCGCUGCUCCAAGCCACCGCACGCAUCGUCUGGAGCAAGGUGGGCAGCGGCUGCAGCAGCCCCAGAGCAGCAGCGGGGGCCCCGCCGUUCCUAGGCGGCCAGGUGCAGGCUGUCCCCGGCGGAGGAGAAGCUAGAGCGGCUCCGCCCAGGAGGGAGCCUCGACCCAGCCUCCGACGGGAGUGCAGCUGGCUCGUCCUGGGGGACCUGCGCCUGCAAAGCCCCCUCCGCUUCCUGCCCCCAGCUGAUCCCAGCCGCCGGGCCGGCUGCAGAGCUGCUCAGGCGGGUUAUCUGCCCCCCCGCCGGGGCUUCGGAUACAGACAGCAGGUGCAAGAGGACGCGGAGUUCAGCCAUCUGCAGCCCCAGAUAACUCUGCAAGCAACUGCCAGCAACUUCCCCAGCAGCAGCCGCGGCAGCUCCGGGAAGGACACAAGUAGAUCCCCUGAAAAGGAAGUCACAGAUCCCAGUGAUGAGGAUGAGAAGAAACCCAACAAAUCCCAGCAGCUGAAAAAAGUUUUUAAAGAGUACGGCGCUGUAGGAGUUUCAUUCCACAUUGGAAUUUCAUUAAUGUCUUUGGGAAUAUUCUACCUGGCUGUUUCAAGUGGUGUGGACAUGACUGCAGUUCUCCUAAAACUUGGAUUCAAUGAAGCAUUGGUGCAAUCCAAAGUGGCUGCUGGUACAAGCACAUUUGUGUUGGCCUAUGCUAUUCACAAAGUGUUUGCUCCAGUCCGAAUCAGCAUUACCUUAGUUUCUGUGCCAUUCCUUGUCCGAUAUUUCCGUAAGAUUGGUUUCUUCAAACCUCCUGCCUCAAACCCAUGAUGAAAUCUUUUUUUUUUUUUUUUUUUUAAAAAGUCAUGUUCAUAUAGCUUUUAAAAGUGCCGGGCAACUGCAGUUGCCCUAUUUGGACUCAUGUUAAUACUGAUCUCAUCUCACAUUUUUGCUUUCAGGAAAAUGUUAACCCCUUCCCUUCCCUUCCCUGUUAAAAUGGUAUCUGAAAACUCCUGCCCGUGAUAACAUAAGCACUUACCUACCAAUGAGGAAACUGUUUAGAACAUACAUCUUAGUCUCUUUACAACUCAGCCAUUUGGGCCUUACUUUUUUCUUGGUGAAACACACUUGCUACAGUGCAGCACUAGUUCAUAAUAGUGUAUUUCAGGAACUAAACUAAGAUUGAAUUCCCAUUUAAUUAUUCUCUGAAGCAUACUCUGUCCUAUCAUGUGAAUGCCUCUUUUGAUACACAAACUCAGUGCUUAGUAUUUAUCCAUUGCCCCUUUAAAAUAAUUUCUUGCUCUGAAAAGGCACUCUGGCCAUGCUGUACUUCCAUACUUCUAAGUUGUAUGGAUGCUGAGCAUCACUUAAAAGCUCACUCUCCUGGUUGACUAGCAGCUGGCCCUACUGGAAUCUUAUUUAUACUAGAGUGCUGUAGACUAUUUGGGUGAAAUCCUGAUUCCCCUGAAAUCAAUGGAAGUUCUGUUACUGACUUCAAGGGGACCACAAUUUCAGUCUGUGGGCAUGAUCCAAAGCCCAUUGAAGUCAGUGGCAAGGCUCUCAUAGGCUUCAAUGUGGUGGAUCAGGCCCUGUAUUAGCAGACAUAUCUACAACUGAAAACAAGCUGUAGCAGUUUCUCAGCCCCUGCAGAAGAAGCUCAUAUACAUUCCUGAAGUCCAUAUGCUAUAAUUCUGCAGACUGUUGAAUGCACUAGCUAGUCACUUGAUUCUUAUAUUAAACUAACAUGACUUAAUAUGGGAGUGAUCUAUACUUUUAAGACUCUUUAUUGCAUAGCUCACAUCAGAUACCAUUUUAAAGUGCUAUUUCCUUUGAUGUUUGAGUUGUCAAUUUGGCUUGCUGUUCACAACUCAAUAUGGCAUGUUUCUACAAACUGCUGCAAUGUCUAUAAUUCAUCAGGUCAAGAAAUCUGCAGGUCUGAGCUACCUACUAUGGAGUGCAUAUUAACUAUUUUAAUGUGAACAGAAAAAAAAAGCUUAGUUCUGAUCUCUGCAGUAAAUUCCAAAAACUUACCCAUGUGCUACAUUGCUCUUGCACUGCAGAAGUAUUACCGUGAAGUCACAAUAAGGGUAUGUCUACACUGUGGAUCGAUGCUGUGGCGAUUGAUCCACUGGGGGUCGAUUUAGCAGGUCUAGUAAAGGCCUGCUAAAUCAACCACAGAUUGCUCUCCCAUUGACUCCGAUACGCCUCCAGAAUGAGAAGCAUAAGGUAAGUGGAUGGGAGAAACUCUACGCCCAGUGCAGUGUAGGCACUGCAGUAAGUCGACCUAAGCAACAGCAACUCCAGCUAUGUUAUUCACAUAGCUGGAGUUGCGUAACUUAGGUCGACUUAAUCCUGUAGUGUAGACUAGUGGUUUUCAAACUUUUUGUCUGGGGACCCUGUUGAAGAAAAUGAUUGAUGCCCGCGACCCAGCAGAGCUGGGGAUAAGGGGGUUGGGGUGUGGGAGGGGCUCAGGGCUGGGGCAGAGGGUUGCAGUGAGGGCUGCUGGGUGGGGCUGGGAAUGAGAGGUUCAGGAUGUGGGAGGGGGCUCUGGGUUGAGGAUGAGGGGUUUGGGGUGCAGGAAGGGGUUCUGGAUUUGGGGGGGGCUCAAAGCUGGGGCAGGAGAUUGGGGUGUGGGCUUACCUCAGGCGACUCUCAGUCAGCAGUGCAGCUGGGAUGCAGAGGCAGGCUUCCCGCCUAUCCUGGCACCACAGACCAUGCUGUGCCUCAGAAGCGGCCAGCAGCAGGUCUGGCUCCUAGACAGAGGUGCGCAAGCAGCUCCGUGUGGCUCUUGCCCGCAAGCACCAACCCCCCUCCCCAGCUCCUAUUGGCCAGUUUCCAGUCAAUGGGAUUGCGGAGCCGGUGCUCAGUGCAGGGACGGUGUGCAGAGCCCUGUGGCCCCCCUGCCUAGAAGUCGGACGUGCUGCUGGCUGGUUUGGGGGCACAACGCAGUGUCAGAAUAGGUAGUCACUGGCCUGCCUUAGCUGGGCAGCAUUGACGAUGGGACUUGUAAUGUCCCUGGGUGCUGAGCAAGGUGACCCAGAGCCUUACAUGCUGCAACUCAGUACUGGGUCGCUACCUGAACUUUGAAAAACACUGGUGUCAACUUGCCCUAAGUCAGAUUGACCUAAAUGAGCACUUGGUAGUUUUAGGCCCAAGAUUUAGAAAUAUAUAUUAAUUAUGAAAUUAAAUAGAAAUAUUUUCAGUAGCUUUAUCUGGAUUUUCCUCUGCAGUGUUGGUGAAACAAACACUGCAGCAUAAUGCAAGUGAAAUGGACUAUAAACAGACUAGUUCACCUACAUCCUCCAAGCUGAGGAAAGUGCAAAGAACUAAGGAUGUGUCAAUGAUGAUUCAAUUCUAACUUAUUUAUCCUUUUAAAUAAUCAGUUGAAAAAUACUUCUUAAAUAUUUUAUCACUGUGACAAUGUUCCUAUCCUAAAGUGGAAUUUAGUAUGUACAUAUAGCCAUGCAAUACAGAGUGCCCAAGACUGGGUCCAAAAUAAGCUAUUGUGUACACCUCAAGGGAUUUUGAUGACUUAAGGCUAGAUUGGCAGCUUGCAAACUGCCCUGAGUAAGGGGCAGCAUAUAACUGCACUACCCCAGGAGCAGGGGCCAUAUUGUGACUAAGAGUUGCAGUGUGGUCCCUGCUUCCUCUUUGCUCCAUGGGAGAUGUAAGAUGCUAGCCUUCUUUCUAAUGUAGCUUAAAUCACCUUCUGCACCUGUUCUGCUGCUCUGGCUGACUCACUGCCUGGCCAGGAGAGAGAAUUAGCUGCUCCUAGGUGGCUGCAUUCCCUCUUGCAUUGUGACCCAUGAUGCAGGUAGUUUGUGCAGAGACAAAAUGGGGUGCCUCACAUCCCUGCAAUGGUGUGUAAGCUAGUUUGUGAUCAACUUAUCAAGCAGAGUUUACGUUUCAUUUUAGUUUAAUUGCUGGAAUGUUUUGAGUUUUUCAUUGAAAUUGCCUUCUGGUGAUGCUACUGAAUAAUGGACUUUCUGGAUAAAAUUGAAAUAUUUUUAAAGUAACCUUUGAAGGUGGUGGUGGUGGUUGCAUUAACUCCUCACAACAGUAACUUCCCUAGUCUCCUGUGAUUUGCUAGCCGCUAAAACAUUGCGGGGCCUUUUAAAAAAAAUAAUUCCGUUUGACCUUGAGUAGAAUGUCUAAAUUUCCUUAAAGGAAACAUUUUUGGUUUUAUUCCCUUUCCCAUAAUUAUUUAUAAUAGAGCCAUUUUCUCUGAUGGGCUCCCUAUUGCUUUAUAGAGAGUGCAAUAGUACUCAAGAUCAGAGAAGUCACUUUGAUACUAAAGAUAUAGCAAGAUACAAAAAAUCCUACUUUUUAAAAUAUUCAAAUUGUCAUAUCACUUUAUUCUUUCAUUUCUAAGUAAAAUGUGUAUUUUUCUAUUAUCACUAUUAGAAAAACAAAUAGCAUUCCAGUCCUUCUAUCUGUUACUUCCUGUAAUGCAGUCAUGAUUUUAUGGUUUCUGGAAACAAUAUUCACUUUAAAAAUCACCAGCGUGCCAAGUUAAUUUAAUUUGUAAUUAAACUGCACUUGUCCCCUUUAAGUGAGAUUGAGAGACUAUUUUUUUACCUCUGAAUUAGACAAAUCUGGUUGUAAAAACUGUCAUUUGUGACCUUUGUUUAGAUGAACAUUUUUGCAAUAUAUUUUAAAUCAAAAAUAUAUUUUGAAUUUCUGAAUCCUCCUGUGUAAGCUUAGAAAUGUGAAAACAGAAUUAGUUUGUGAAAUAGUAGCAAAGGCCUUAUAGAAUUGGCAACACUGGUAGAAAAUACAAUAAAAUAUUUUUUUCCCUUCUA